ACAAACUAGGCACGCUUCAUUCUGCAGCCUCCUCUUUUAAAAGUCAUUGUUUUAGCGGCGAUUUCUCCAACCUUCAAUUUUAUCAGCGAAACUCCCUCGCCUUCCUCUCCCCUCGAACCCUUUCUAUCUCUCAUUUUAGCAAUGGCUCAAGUGGUGGCCACUAGAUCCAUUCGUGCUAACUUCUUCAGCAAGGCCUCCGGAUCCCUUCAGGACCCAGUGGAGAAGCUUAAGCCUGCGUCCUUCGCUUCCAAAGUACUCUUACCUGACCACAGGAAGAGCAACGCCGUCGUGCUUACGAGGAACUCUAGGAUUACUGCCAAGAGAGCCUCACGUGCCGAGCCUGAACUUAUUCCCGUUUCACCUGAGGAUGUACUUAAGAGGGAGGAGCAAUAUGAGCAGUUAAGGGGGAUUCAGCAAGUAGGUGAUGGAUCAGUGGGUAUGUGGUCCAAGCCUACUGUUAGACGUAAAACAAAGAUUGUUUGCACUAUUGGUCCUUCAACAAACACAAGGGAAAUGGUAUGGAAAUUGGCUGAGGCUGGAAUGAAUGUUGCUCGCUUGAAUAUGUCUCAUGGAGACCAUGCAUCUCAUCAGAAAGUUAUUGAUUUAGUCAAGGAAUAUAAUGCACAAUCCAAAGACAACACUAUCGCAAUCAUGCUUGACACCAAGGGUCCUGAAGUUAGGAGCGGUGACUUGCCUCAACCAAUCACAUUAACAACUGGGCAGGAAUUUACUUUUACAAUUAAGAGAGGAGUUGGGACACCUGAUUGUGUUAGUGUCAACUAUGAUGAUUUUGUUAACGAUGUAGAAGUGGGUGACAUGCUUCUUGUUGAUGGUGGUAUGAUGUCAUUGGUAGUGAAGUCGAAGACAGAAGAUUCAGUGAAGUGUGAAGUAAUUGAUGGUGGUGAGCUUAAAUCUAGGCGGCAUUUAAAUGUCCGAGGAAAAAGUGCUACACUGCCUUCUAUUACAGAAAAGGACUGGGAUGACAUAAAAUUUGGAGUAGACAAUAAAGUCGACUUUUAUGCUGUUUCUUUUGUUAAAGAUGCAGAAGUGGUUCAUGAGUUGAAGAAUUAUCUGCAGAGUUACGAUGCAGAUAUUCAUGUUAUUGUUAAAAUUGAAAGUGCAGAUUCUAUUCCAAAUUUGCAUUCAAUUAUAACAGCAUCUGAUGGGGCAAUGGUUGCAAGAGGAGAUCUUGGUGCAGAGCUGCCAAUUGAGGAGGUUCCUCUUUUGCAGGAAGAGAUCAUUAGAACAUGUCGAAGCUUGGGGAAAGCUGUUAUUGUGGCAACCAAUAUGCUGGAAAGCAUGAUUGUUCACCCAACACCAACCAGAGCAGAGGUAUCUGACAUUGCCAUUGCUGUUCGUGAGGGUGCUGAUGCUGUCAUGCUUUCUGGAGAAACGGCUCACGGAAAGUUUCCGUUGAAAGCUGUUAAAGUGAUGCAUACAGUUGCUCUACGGACUGAAGCAACCAUAUCUGGCUGUGAAAUGCCACCUAAUCUUGGUCAAGCUUUUAAGAACCAUAUGAGUGAGAUGUUUGCAUAUCAUGCUACUAUGAUGUCAAAUACUCUUGGAAUCUCAACUGUUGUCUUCACUAGAACUGGUUUCAUGGCUAUAUUACUUAGCCAUUAUCGUCCUUCUGGCACUAUUUUUGCCUUCACAAAUGAGAAAAGGAUUCAACAGAGAUUAGCUUUGUAUCAAGGAGUAUGUCCCAUAUAUAUGGAGUUCUCGGAUGAUGCUGAAGAAACCUUUAAAACUGCUUUAGCUUUGUUGCAGAGGCAAGGAAUGGUGAAGGAAGGAGAAGAGGUGGCUCUUGUUCAGAGCGGGAGACAGCCGAUCUGGCGAUUCCAGUCCACACACAAUAUUCAGGUACGCAAAGUGUAGCGGCUGAAGAAAGACAAAGAGGAGCCCAUUUGACCCAGUUUUAUACUUCUUCCCGAGAGUUUCUGAGAAGAGUAUUGAGGUUAGGUUUGGGAUACUCCCUCACGUCAUGUUAGUCAUAGGAUCUAUGGCUGUAUGUCUCCUAUUAGUUUGGUUUGCUUGAGAUAUAUUGGUAUAUGCAACUAUUAGUUAUUGUUUUCUUUUCUUUUUAAAAGUUUCCCCCCAAACAAGAUAUUUUAGAGGAUCCUAAUUUUGUAUCCAAAGAUUGGCGGAGCAUGAAAUAUGAUAUAUUGAGCUUGUGUUACUUGUAAAAAGAA
Molecule: messenger RNA, 2189 nt
Organism: Gossypium raimondii (Peruvian cotton)
Lineage: Eukaryota; Viridiplantae; Streptophyta; Magnoliopsida; Malvales; Malvaceae
Product: plastidial pyruvate kinase 2
Exons: 12
Coding region: 142-1875 (577 amino acids)
Biological process (GO): glycolytic process
Cellular component (GO): cytoplasm; chloroplast stroma
Molecular function (GO): pyruvate kinase activity; potassium ion binding; magnesium ion binding
Source: RefSeq, a predicted model, not a curated record